This is a messenger RNA of Talaromyces amestolkiae, 822 nucleotides long. RefSeq lists its product as uncharacterized. The record is from RefSeq and is a predicted model, not a curated record. Gene Ontology annotation, cellular component: ribosome; mitochondrial large ribosomal subunit. NCBI's taxonomy places the organism in Eukaryota, Fungi, Ascomycota, Eurotiomycetes, Eurotiales, Trichocomaceae. The transcript has a single exon. Gene Ontology annotation, biological process: translation. Gene Ontology annotation, molecular function: structural constituent of ribosome. Bases 1 to 822 code for a protein of 273 amino acids.
AUGCAGCAAAGUCUCAGGACAUCAUGGCGGGCCCUGGAGCGCUCCUCGAUUCUAUCAACCUCUCGUUCCGGCAUCUCGUCAACACUGAGAUCGACACCCUCCAUUUUCUCAUCCAUAUCGAAUAAUUUGACAUCAACAACAUCACUCCCUCGCUCCACUAUCCUCUCCGUCCUCCAAAUCCGCCACGCCUCCCACGCAACCCAAGGUCGCGCCAACGCCAAAGCCCGCGAUCCCGCCGGCAAACGUCUCGGCGCCAAAAAGAGCGGCGAGCAAUACGUCGUUCCGGGUAACAUCAUCUUCAAACAACGCGGCACACUAUGGUUUCCUGGCGAGAACUGCGGAAUGGGUCGAGAUCACACCAUUUAUGCUACUGAGGCGGGCUAUGUGAAAUAUUAUCGGGACCCGGAGUUGCAUCCGAAGAGGAGGUAUAUUGGUGUUUCUUUCGAGAGGGAGGGCACGUUGCCGACGCCGCGGAAUGCGCCGACGAGGAGAAGGUUGAAUAUGAUUGCUGUACCGCGCGUGGAGCCUGUUGUUGAACAGCAGGGGGAUCUGCGUGCGGAUGUUGAAGGAGAUGGCACGAAGGUGUUUGAUGUCGAGAGUGCAUCCAAGUCUACCCUCCCACUUCGUCCAGGAUACAUGUACCGUGAAGCCAAUUGGCAGAUUGGAAGGGCCGGUGAUGAGGUUGCUGCCACUGCUGAAUCGUUUGAUCGCAAUAAUCGAUGGUUAGCAUGGAGAAAGAGACAGGCUCGUGCCCAGCGUGCUGCACAGAUGAAGAGUUUGAAGGGCAAGAAGAAGUCUGGCAAGAAGGCUGCCAAAAGGUGA